GACAGCCGGGAGAACAAUCCGUGCCACUCACUCACUCCAGCCAGGACUACAGAAGGUCGCAGAAGACAUUGCAAAAUGAGGACUGCUUUAAUUUUGCUCAGCAUUUUGGGAAUGGCUUGUGCUUUCUCGAUGAAAAAUUUCCAUCGAAGAAUCAAAGCAGAGGAUUCUGAAGAAAAUGGGGUCUUUAAGUACCGGCCACGAUACUUUCUUUAUAAGCAUGCCUACUUUUAUCCUCCUCUGAAACGGUUUCCAGUCCAGGGAGGCAGCGACUCUUCAGAAGAAAAUGGAGACGGUGAUAGUUCAGAGGAGGAGGGGGAGGAAGAGGAGACUUCAAACGAAGAGGAAAACAACGAAGAUUCUGAGGGGAAUGAAGAACAGGAGUCAGAGGCAGAGAACUCCACACUCUCGGGUGUGACAGCUAGCUAUGGAGCAGAGACCACAGCUGAAGCAGGGACUUUUGAGUUAGCUGCACUCCAACUACCCAAGAAGGCCGGAAAUGCAGAAAGCAAGGCUCUAAAAAAGAAGGAAAGCGAUGAGGAAGAAGAGGAGGAGGAGGAAGAAAAUGAGAAAGAAGAAGCAGAAGUGGAAGAAAACGAGCAGGUGGUCAACGGCACCAGCACCAACUCCACAGAGGUAGACGGCGGUCAUGGCAGCAGUGGAGGAGACAACGUAGAAGAGGAAGUAGAGGAGGCAAGCGUCACUGAAGCAGGUGUAGAAGGAACCACAGGGGCCAGGGAGCUGAACAGUGAUGGCACCAAGACAGCUGUCCUUCUGAAAGGGUUUCAGCAGACGACCCCGCUGCCCGAAGCCUAUGGGACCACCUCCCCGUCGAUCAGAAAGAGCAGCACCGUUGAGUACGGAGGAGAAUACGAACAAACAGGCAAUGAGUACAACAAUGAAUAUGAAGUCUAUGACAAUGAGAAUGGGGAACCUCGUGGGGACACUUACCGAGCUUAUGAGGACGAAUACAGCUACUACAAGGGGCAUGGCUAUGAAGGCUACGAGGGUCAGGAUUAUUACUACCAUCAGUGAAGGCUCCUCCCGGGGGGGAAUUCCCCAUUCUUUUUUUGCAUCUGGCUACCAUUUUCAAAGUUCAACUCAGGAAGGUGCAGUAUAACAGAUGUGCAUUUUAUAGUGUGGAAUGGUGCUACAGUCCCAGAGUGAUUUCCGCAAAUGCUUCUGUUUGUAGCGGGCUUCUUCUCCCCUCCCCCCAGAUGUGUCAUUGAAGGUUCAUUGUAAGUCAAGGCUAUUGAUCAAGCAGCCCUGUAGAUCUAGGGGUUGGGACUAGAUAGAAUGCUUUGAGAUUGUAGCUCUAUAGUGUUUGUGCUGUGCGCGCUAUUGCUAUCUGCCCAAACAUACCCUGUACAAGAAGGCUCCUAAUGAGAGAUUUAUUAGCAACACCGUGUAGGAUGUGUGGAGUUCCUUUAUCAUACCCCCUAUCUAAUACUGUAUUAGGUUUAAUUUUCAUCCUCAUAUAUUUUAUGGGACCUAUGCACAUGCAUUUUUAUCACAAAUAAAUAUGCAGUCUUUCACAUGUGUUAUAAUUAAGAAGAAAGGGAGAACAUUGGAAUGAGUAGUGGGUUUAAGGGGUGGGGAACAAUUCAGCUAAAAAGCAACACUUAUUUCCAUGAGGGUUUAACACUCAGAGGAUCUGGAAGCAUUCUUUAUUCAAUACCUCGGAAUGGCUGAGGUCUGACUAAGGAGGGCAGAAUCAGCUGAAUACAGGAGGGAGUAAGAGAGUCCUCUUAGAGUUGCCAGAUUUAGACGCCCAUUUCAGUUUGAAUUUAAGACAAACAAUGACUGGUUUUAAUACAACCUCUACCCCCAUGGAUAAUUUGUCUCUGAGAAGCAUCUGGAACAAAUUUAUGCUGAAUAAAUGACUUAUUCUUUACCUAAUA
Messenger RNA from Grammomys surdaster, 1898 nucleotides. RefSeq names its product integrin binding sialoprotein (gene Ibsp). Bases 76 to 1032 code for a protein of 318 amino acids. Gene Ontology annotation, biological process: extracellular matrix organization; bone mineralization; ossification. Gene Ontology annotation, cellular component: extracellular region. The transcript is spliced from 7 exons. The record is from RefSeq and is a predicted model, not a curated record. NCBI's taxonomy places the organism in Eukaryota, Metazoa, Chordata, Mammalia, Rodentia, Muridae.